CGGGUUACGCCCUCCCUCCGCUGAUUUUCAAUUGUCACACAGUAAAAAUGGCGUGUGCGUGUUGUUAGCCCGGACUGCACCCCCUCAACCUGCCGAAUUGCGGUCGUCAAGCACAGAAAGGCUCUACAGGCUUGAUUUUCUUGUACAGACGAUGUGCGGCGCUGAAGGCACGAGCGAUCAGCGUGCAGACCGCGCCGGGCGUCCGCAGUAGAAGAGCCGUCGGACAGGGGCGAUGCGCCGGGCGAGUUGACGUCCGCGAGCAGCGUGUGCGUAAGUGGAAGUGAGCGCGUUCGAACGCCCCUCUGUCCGCCCACUGUACAGGCUGUCCCGUGAAUGCGCAGACUAGUCAUGCGUGUGUAGACAGAAAGAGAGAGAGAGAGAGAGAAGUUGGUAGAGUUUGGACAGGAGGAUGCCCCGCUCAGUGGGCGACCUGCUUGAGGCCACCAAGCCGACGGUCAGCUACAGCGCCAACACGGCCACCACGCCCAACGCGCCCUCCACCGGACGCUACGUCAACUCGGUGUCUGACCUGUACGGCGCCGACGAGAUUGAGGUACUUCUAGACGAAAUCAAAGACCUGGAGCCCUGCAGUGUGCGCACCGAGGAUAUCCAGGUGACCAGGCUCUCAGCCAAGCCGCCAGAACUGAGAGCAUUUUCCGCCCGCCACAGGGUGAUGACGUUGGAUUUUGAAAUUGCCGGCAGCCGGACGGCCGUGGACGAGGAUGGGCCAGGGGGAGACAAGGAACCCCACGAAGGCAGCGACGCCGACUCGGAGGGCGAGGCGGGCGCCAGGUCGCUGGUCGGGACUGUCCACUCGUGGGACAGCCACGCCAACUACCGACACGAUCUCGACGACGACGACGAGGGUCGAAUGCUAUUCCGAGGCGUUAUUGUCUACUGCGACCAACGACACCUCAAAUCGGCUACCGGCGUAGUCAGAGUUUUGCUUAUUGUGUGUACUGUGGCUUGUUUGAUUGGACUGUGUGCUAGCAUGUCGUUAAGGGCGCCGUUCCACAUGUUGCCCAUCCUGGCAAGGUUGCGGCUGAUGCUGUUCGUCACGAUAUUUACCCUCCUUACCACCAGCGUGCUGCUCUUCCUCGACAUAUCACAUACAGUCUACCUGUUUCCAUUCAAUUGGCCACUCAUUAACUCCUGUCUCUUUAUAAGCCUGGGAGUGGCUUACUUACUAGGAUCGAGUUUACUGCUUCACUUGGUGUACGCGUACAACAACUCAGAGUGGGAACCCCGCGUCUCCGGUGCGGAACUAAUUGUGUCCUAUGUUUUUGGCUUUCUGUGCUGUGUCGAGUGUGUGGUACUGGCGGUGGUGGCGCACUGGGGCCGGAACCCGUACAGACGCGUCAUCACAGCCGACGAGAUCAACCUGCAGCCGUCGCCAUCGUCGUCGCCAACCCACACGACAGCACCGUCAAGACCAACCUCCCUGGUGCCGCCGGGCUCCUCGGCCGCCUCUAGCAAGGCGGCCAAAGCCAAGCAGCACUGGCCCAUUGACGAUCACCAGCAACCCUGCUCUUCGAAGCAAUUGGACAAUUACGACGCAGCGUUCGCGAACGCGUGAAUAUUUUUCUAAAACAGAGCUUUCGGCUCCAGUCAGGCACUGAUUCCUCCUCCUCUCAUAUUGCCCCCCCCCACCUGAUUGCUGUCGCUGGAUGAAAAUUAACCUCACUAAAAGAGCCUGACUGGAGCACAAAAUUCGAUAAACGUACGAACGGGCCAGAGGAAAAGCAGUGUCGUGAAAGAAGCAGACAAGUGAAAUUGGAAUCCGUCUUUAAGCAGCCUGAAUUUUUUAAAAAUAAUUUUUUCACUCACACAUUUUGUGAUUGGUUGAGCGCUGCUCGCGCUUGGCCAUCGCUGCUUUUCGUCUGGUGCAUACACACUUUGAAACUCAUAAUUAAAUAGCGCGUCCGAUUAAUAUGUAAUUGUCUUCUAGGGAGAAAAGGGCCUUUUACCGUUUUUAGACUGAUUACAUUGCAUUUAGUUCUCAUCAAGGUUGUGAUUUAACCUGAUCUCGUUGUUGUUUCGCCCUUUUCAAGCCCCUGUUGUAUAAUGACUUCCGUGCCGUUCCCUUGGAAUUAUUAGUACUGUGUGUCUCGUAUAUUAUGAAAGUCAUUCGGUUCUGGUUUUCCACAAAUUAUUAACUACAUAAUACUGAGUGUGUGAUUCUUGGUCCAGCCAGCACAAUGUUUAAAUGUUCUUCUGAAGCGUAAUCCGUAGGAGGCACGUGGUCAGAUUGCACAGCAGACGAGUAAUGAUUAUGUAAUUUUGUACUUGAUGCGAAUGUGGACCAUGUUGCGUGUGAAGUGCACAAGGACGUUCGCAAGGGAAGAUUUUAAAUGGGAGACGACGAUCAUACAGCAAACAAGCAGUAAUCAACCAAAACCCUUUUACGAAAAGCCAAGAUCUAAAAGUUGGUGCUGGCAGAUAAAAAUUUGGCCAGCAUUAGGAAUUUAUCUAGUGUAUAACGGAAACGCCACCUUUAAAAAUAAUAGUGUUACAAAAGUAAAACAAGAAGGUGAGAGUACUUUUUUUACUCGAGAAGAUAUUUUUAAAACCAACGACAUACUCUAUCUAGUCUUUUUAAAAAGUCACGUUGUAUUCUGCUUUGAUUUGCUCUCGUUCUUCUCAGUUCCUAAAGCGCCAAGCCCCAAAGCUCCUCAUACAUUCCUCACCCUAAAGCAGCAGCGUGUGUUUUACCUAGCCGGAGGUUCAAAGGGGUUGCAUUGGAAGUUUUCCUGUCACUCACUGUUUUCUUGCACAAAUUUUUAAUCUCGCGACUCCUCUGAUCAUGUGAAAAUUGUACAAUUUGAAAAAACUACGAAUGUAAAAGAACGAGAAGUGGCAUGCGACCCAGAGUGUAGGCCUCGAAUAUUGUAUAGACGUAAUCAAACUAAAAGUGAAAACCUGGCACAAGUCAGCCAUUGCAUUGGUCGAUUUCUCGGGCAUCGGUCGGCAACAGAAAAUAAAAUAUAUUGUUGAUAUUUGAUAACUAAUCUGAAAAAUAAUGUCAAGUUGAGCGGUUCUCCCUUCAUUAUUCACUCUAGUUAAACGCAAAACUAUUUUUGAUCAAGUAACAAGCGACGAUGGUGCCCAAUUUAGGUUCCGUCCCUAGAAAAUUUUGAGCGUUCUGAACGAGGGCAGCCAAGCCUAUACCUGUCGGUGCCAAGUAGCCUGGCAACACAUUUGGCAGCUGUAAAUCUUGUAAAGGAGUGUUUGUACAUUCUAUUCAGCCUUGAUACUAUAUUUUCCAAACUCCACUUGAAUUAAGAUUAUCUCAUUUCCACUAUCAAUUACUGUUAAACAAACUAUUUUGUCUCUAUCUCAUUAUCACUGCGAUGUGAUUCUACAGCACUGCUUUCAUUUCUCCUUUGGUUUGGCCACUGGAGCGCGUGGUCUCCGUGCGAAAGAAAUUCUCGUCCAGAAUAUCGAUCGAAAAGAAAAAAGUCUGCUGCGAGACGAUGAGAAAAGCGAAAGUGUGGAAUCUUGCCAAAUAAGCCCAUCAAUUUUAUUCGUUAAGGUGAUCUCCAACCAAAGAGUUAGUUUUAUUUCCAACGCCAAAGACUUGAGAUUAGUUGAGAGUUAAUAAAAAAAGGUUAAAAGAAUUGUCUACGCCUUGUGCCUAACUAAGAGAUAUGGAUCCUGUGUGUGGUGCCAGUUGUAUUUUCCAAGGUGAUUAAAUCCAUAGGUGCCGACACUCGAGACAUGAAUCUGUGAAUUAUACUCUCUCGUUACAUUACUCUGUCGCGUUGUAUAUUGUAUUCCUCAGUGUUAAGCACGCAGGGCACAAGGAAACCGUAUUGUUUUAGUUGCCGCCUGAAAACUAACAGUGUUGAUAUUAUUGCAGUACACAUAUGCACAUAUAUAAUUCUCAUGCAUUGUAUUGCUCAUCUCGGAUCAUUUUACGAUCAUUUCAAACGCAGACAAAACUUUUACUUGGGUUCAUUUGUCGUGUACCCCUUUACUUUGAUCUCAUUUUUAUCCAAUUAGUUGUAUUAAAAAGACAUUUCUCUAGUCAUUUUUGUUCAAAUCGCUCCGCCGAGUGUCUUUGGCACUAUAAUAAUUAUUUUCUUUGUGUGACGUAUUUUCAGUGUGCUGUCGGUGAAAAUAUUAAGACAAUGAAAAGUUUUCCAACCGAA
Molecule: messenger RNA, 4151 nt
Organism: Cloeon dipterum
Lineage: Eukaryota; Metazoa; Arthropoda; Insecta; Ephemeroptera; Baetidae
Exons: 6
Coding region: 410-1576 (388 amino acids)
Cellular component (GO): membrane
Source: RefSeq, a predicted model, not a curated record